AUGGCGGAUAUUUCAGUCCUCUUGAUCGGCGCAAGUGGCGCUCUGGGCAAACCUCUCCUAGAUGAGCUUAUCCGUCAGAGACAUCAGUUCAAGCGCAUUGCCGUUCUCGCAACCCCUGAAAGAGCCAGCAAAUUCAACGAAUCCGACGUCGAAGUUGUGGUUGGUUCAUUCUACGAAGCAGGAUCGUAUCAAGGCUUCACGCACGUCGUAUCGGCAAUCGGUAACGCCCUGAUGAUCCUACAACCCGCCAUGGUUGAUGCUGCCGUCUCUGCGGGCGUAAAGCACUGGUAUGCCUCGGAAUGGAACAGCGACAUCGCACAACGACAGAUCCAAGCCCUGCGCUAUUUCCGCGACAAACAAGCCGUCAGGGCCUAUCUGCGUGGUAAAGCCGCUCAAGCACCCGGUUUUCAAUACACCCUCAUGGUCACUGGCAUAUUCACAGAAUGGGCGCUUGACGAGUUCUAUGGGUUUGACCAUCAGAAACUCACGGCACAAGUGUAUGGGCAGCUUGGGAACAGGAUCGGUGUCACAAGCAUCCCCGAUAUCGCACGGUAUACCGUUGAUUCACUACGAAUUUCCUCUGAGGGGGUUCCAGGUCGCACACUGCGGGUACAAGGGUGGACAGGCAAGAUCGAAGACUUGAUAGGCGAACUGGAGCAAGUCAGAGGGGUCAAAUACCGAAUCACCUGGGUGGACGUCUCUGAGGCCAAGGAACUCGAAGAACAAGCCAGGGUGGACGAAGACGACUUGUCUGAGAUGAUGUAUAGCAUCAAGCCCUUGUUGGCCAGCGGAUAUGGUGUCGCGGAUGGGGUGGGCGAGUUGGAUAACGAGCUCUUUGACUGGAAGCCCGAGACGCCACGAGAGACUUUUGCCCGGGUUUUUCGAGACGGGCCUUUAUGA
Messenger RNA from Fonsecaea nubica, 900 nucleotides. RefSeq lists its product as hypothetical. Lineage: Eukaryota; Fungi; Ascomycota; Eurotiomycetes; Chaetothyriales; Herpotrichiellaceae. The record is from RefSeq and is a predicted model, not a curated record. The coding region runs from base 1 to 900 and encodes 299 amino acids. The transcript has 2 exons.